Molecule: messenger RNA, 7103 nt
Organism: Apis cerana (Asiatic honeybee)
Lineage: Eukaryota; Metazoa; Arthropoda; Insecta; Hymenoptera; Apidae
Source: RefSeq, a predicted model, not a curated record
AGUCACGUGGAGAACUUCCGCGGCUUCGGUUCUUCUUGUUCUCUAUUUUUCGUUUCACAUUCUUCAAGUUCGAGUUUUUCCGUAUUACGUUUAAUGACAUCGAGUGAUAUUCGUCUAAUUGGAGAGAAGAAAGAAGCUGUGAUAUCAAACAACAGGCGGAUUCAGACGAAAAAGAGCGUAGAAUUUUUUUGCCCAUCAGUGUGGAGGGGAGAAAUCGAUUUAAAAAACAACAUGUCACACUUUCACUGGACAAACAUCAGGAUGUUAAUCAGAAUGGGCACGUAACAAAAAUCGAACUGGAGCUGGAGGAAGCUCCAGACGACAUGAUCCUCGUUGGAUCGAUGCCAUCCGAAUUGAAUGUCACCGGUAAAAUUAAUUCGACCUAUCCGGAUGGUGCAGUCAUAGUCAGAGCAGAAGAGGCUUUGAUAGUUAUUUUGGUUCUUCUCCUUUGGGCUGCGGCAAUUGCAUUAUUCUUCAAUCGAUGGGGAAAAAUCAGAAUGUUAGAGCCAUAUCAACCGAAAUUUCAACAACAACAUAGAUCAAGUUGUACCACAAUUGAACAAAAUCAACUUCAGAAUCGGCGCACAUUCUCGAAAUGCAAUAUACUCUGCAGCGAUUAUCCGACGGGGCAUGAAUUGAACUAUGCUUCGGGUCAAACGCGGCCGAGGCAGAACAGCGUGUUCAUUGGUUCCAGUACAUCUUUGCUCCCAGGUGGUCAAGGUACACCGCGACGCACGAAAAGCGCGUUCGACCUCCAAUUCUUAGUGUUUUCUGAGAACAAUACCGUGCCGGAUUCCUCCAUUGAAUCGGAUACGCAAAGAAACUUUAAACAGAUCAGUGAAUCCACGAAAUUGUUGCAACGCGAGCGAAAGGCCAGCAUCUGCCAAACAUCGGACAGAGCCCCAGAUGCUAAGCCCUUGUUCCGGGACAGAGGGAUGAGUAUCUGUCAGCUCGAUAGUUCCCCGAAAUCGUGGCAACGAGAUCGUGGGAUGAGCAUCUGUCAAUUCGACAGGAUGGAUGUUCUUGCCAGACCGCUUCAAAGAGAUCGCGGUGGAAGUAUCUGCCAUUUUGACAGAAUGGAUGUGUUAGCCAGGCCGUUGCAAAGAGAUCGCAUAGGUAGCGCUUAUCACUUCGACAGAACAGACGUUCUGGCCAGGCCUAAUUUUUCCCUUGGCAAAUCGUUGCUGAGAGAAAGACGCGUCAGCAUGUGUAACUUUCUGGAGAAGGAUGAGGAAACCGCGAGAGCUAUUCAGAUGGAACGGCGUUUGAGCAGCAGUAACAUUGAGAAAAUCGUAAAGGAAGAUGCGUCGAUUGAGGAAGCAAGAAGCGAGCAGAGAGGAAGACAGGAGAUAUUCGCUAAAUGCAUGUCCAAAGAAAAAAAAGAUACCUCUUAUCAAUUGGAUCAACCGUGUUGCAGCAAAACGGCCGACGCUGUAUUUGGAUACAAAGCUACUUGUGUAUAGCAACGUAAAAUUAUAAUAUGGAUUUUAUUAUGGAAGAAUAAUUUUGCUAUAAUUUUCAAGAGAAAAACAUUUUUGUUAUAUCGCAAGAACGACAUUCUUGACAAUGAUUUAAUACGUAUGUAACAAAUCAAUUAUAUCUUCUGUGAAUGUAAAUUUCAUCUCAUGUAAUUCAAAGACGAUGGGCAUUUUUAUAAAUGCUUUCGUUCAUACAUAAACAAAAAUGAGUGAUCUUCUAUAAUAUUGCUAAUAAUAUCUCCAUUGGUAUGAUAAAAUCAUAUAAAAUCACGUUAAUGAAUGAUUUUCUUUUUUAAUAUCUUUAAGAAUUGUAAAACUAAAUUAUUUACUAUAUAUUUUAUUUAUAUAUUGAGAAUUUAUUUAAAAAUAUAUAUUUUUAAAAAUAAAAUAAAACAUUUCCUAAAAUAUCAAAUAUUAUAUUUCAUAUAAAUAGAAGAUAACUCACAUUUAUAAGCAUACUUAGUUGUUUGAGUCAUAUGAGGUUGCCGUCAGAGACAAUACGCUAUCUCCUCUAUCACUAAACAUGGCUCAGUUUUACAUAAGAAUUUUUAUAUAAAAAGAAUAUAUGACAUCACAUUAUCUUCACUAUUACAGGAACUACAUCACAUGAUCAAGUUUGUAUCAAAACCAAGCAUUGCAUUGUCACGUGACAUAUCUCUGCCUAAUUUAACAAUAAUAGUGAAGAUAACAUCAUAUAUUCUCUGUAUUGGAGGGGAAUUGAGCCUCUUCUAAUGAUAAAGGAAAUAGCAUAUGGUAAUCCUGUAUAUAUAUGUGAUACUUCCAGAUAACCACUGAUAGUGUUAUAACAAGAGUCACAUAUGUAUAAUGUGCAAAUGAUAAUUUGAGAAAUAUAGAAAAAUUUAAUAUAGAAAAAUCUAUUUUAAACAGUUAACAAUUAUCAUUAUUUAUUAUCAAAGAAAAAAAAUUACAUAUUUUAUAAAUUCUUAUGAUUUUUUAAUAUAAAACUGAUUAAAUUAAUUGUGUUUAAUGAUUUCAAAUUUAAGAUUUUAAUUUUCUGUAACAGUUUUAGUAUUCGCUCGCCAAAAACCUUUGCCUAAAUCCUUUGAUUUAAACAAAAAAAUAUUAUAUUAUAUAUAUUAUGAUUAUUAUUAUUCUGCAAAUAAUGCAAAUAAAUUCAUUCAUAAAUUUAUUUAUUAUUAUUUUUAACAAAUGAUAUAUUCAAUAAAUUUUUAAAAUUAAGUAUGCAUUGUUUAUAUAAAUAUAAAAAUGAAACAACAUUAUUAAGAUUUUACAAAAAUAGUAAAGAAAGAUAAUUUUAAAUUUACUUUAUUUUAAUUUUAAUUUGAAAAAAACAGUAAUUGGUUGAUAAAUAAUUCUAAUAAAUGAUUGAAAUAUAUUAUUAUAUUAUAAUGUUCAGGCAAUAGUUUAAAAAUAAUUUAAAUAAUAUUUUAAAUUAAAAUUGUACAAAAAAAGAUGAAUAAUAUGAUAAAAAUAUUAUAAUAAAAAAUAUGAAUUAAUAUAAAGUUCAAAAUAAAAAUUCAGAUUAAAGAAAUAAUUCUUUUUCGGAUAAAACAUCUUGAAUUUUAAUUAUUGUAAAAAAAUAUAAAGACAUAUAUAUUAAUUGUUAAAAAGAAUUAUAUUUUUUGUGAAUGAAUAAUGCAAUUAAGAUAAAAACUGAAAAUAUUUCUUCAAUAGUAAAUAAUUAUAAAUCACAUCACUUCCUAUAUAUUUUUUUUAGAAAAAAACAUUUUUCUUUUUUUAUUAUUUUUAUUAAAAUUAAAUGAAACAAAAAUUAAGUAUUAAUUAAUGUCAAUAAAAUUUAUAAUUUAUUUAUGAAUUUUUUUUACAAUAAAUUCAAGAAAUAAUUAAUAGUAAUUAAUGAACAAAAUAUAAAAAAAACAAAUAAUUUUUGAGUUUUAUAAAUUUUUUCAAAACAACAAAUGUACACGUAUGUUAUAAACGUAUACGAGUACACAAUAUUAUAAUAUUUUUUGAUAUAUGUAUUUAUGUAAAAAUUACUUUAUAAUUUAAUAUAAUAACGUAAUGUCAUAACUAUUUAUUAAUCAUUAGUCAUCGUAAAUUGAAUGUUGCAAUUAAUUAUUGAUUUAACAAAUUCAUAAUUUUGAUUAUAUAAUUUUUUUAUCUUGAUGUGAUAAGAUCUCCUACAGAAAAAUCGUAGAAGAUAAGAUUUUUAAUGAAAAAAAAAGAGAGAAACAAAUCUUCCCUGCAUUAUAUACAAGAUUAAAUACUUAGAAAAUAUAAUAUCAAAAUAGAUCUUUUCGCAAAUUAAAAUUUUUAUUUUAUUAUAGUGAAUGUAAAUGGGUACAACUAUGUUAUUAAGCUGGUUUAUGUAAAAUAAUGAAUUAGAUAAGAAAUUAAAAUAAUAUCUAACCACGAAUAUUAAUCUAAAUUGAAUCGGACAAUUUUGAAUUUAUUUACAUAAUGAGAAAUUAAUGAUUCAAAAGUGUUAUUUUAUUUUAUUAUUUUUAUUCUAUUUUUUUAAUGAUAAUAAUAAUUAAAAUCAAAUUAUAGAUAUUGAUUUAAUACAAUUUACUGAUAUAUGGAAUUAUAUUAUGUUUCAUUGAAUUAAAUUUUGUCGAAUUUGUGCGGGAGAAAAAUCGACAUCAUAUUAUUUGUUUAAACAGAAGCAUGUGAUCAGAUUUCUGUUGUCCAAUGACAAACGUCGCAUCGUGUCAUGUGAUGUAUCUUUGUCUCAAGUUUAUUUUAAAUAUAAAUAUUAUUAUAUUUAAUUUCCGAUUGAAUAAUAUUAUAUUAUUUAGUAAAACUUAAUUUUAUAUACGAAAAUAAUGAAAUGUAUAAUAAAUAUAAUGGAAUAUAUAUAAAUAAAAAAUAGAAUUUUUUCACUGUGAAAUUGGUUUUCAAGAAAAUAAAAUUUGAAAAUUUGAAAAUGAAAUAAGUGAAUACAUGAAUAUUUGAUCACAUCUUUUGUAUUUCGAUUUUCUCGAAAACAAAAAAUUUAAGAAAAAAAUAUUAUUCUAUACUUUUCUUUUUAUUAUAAUAAUUCUAAUAAUUACAUAUAUCCAGUCGAAACACAUCAUUUUGUAUCUGCCAAGUUUUCAAACUCAAUUUUCUUGAAAAUGAAGUUUCAAAUGAAUAUUUUUAUUUUUUGGUUUAUUUUUUUUUUACAUGUCGAAUCAUCAAUUAUUAUCCAAUAUAUUCUACAAUUUUUUCUUAAAUUUCAGAUUCAGUAAAAAAUAAUCUUUAUCUGCAAAAAAAAAUUUUGCCUGCAAGAUAUAAAUCAUGUUUGAUCUAUAUUAUAUUAUUUUUAUUUGUUAUCUUUUUAUAUCUGUUCUAUAAAAUGCAAUAUAUAAAUUGUUUAUAUUACUAUAAUAAAUUAAUAUAAUAAAUAAUAAAUUUUUUUUUAUAAAUUAAAAAAAAUCAAUAUUUUUCAAGAUUUUGGAUUUAGAUUAUAAUUUCAAAAACGAAACUUCGUAUAAAUAUUAAUUCAAAAGUGUCUGAUUUAAUACAAAAUAGUUUUAUAAAAAAAUAUAUUUUAUGAAAUAUUAUAUUUAACUCUUUCGGUCAUAUUUUGUGCAAAAAAAUUAUCUCAAUAAAUUUACAUAAAAAAUUAUUUGAAAUUGUAUAGUGCCAUGUAUUGAAUUUUGAAAAACAUGCGCGUUGUCAGUGAAAAAUGAAAAUUUCAUAUCCUUUUCACAAUUAAAUUAAAUAUUUUCUAAUGCAAAUACCGAAGGAGUUAAACCAGACCAGUGAUAACAUUGUAAGAAGUUAAUAGAUAAAUUUAUAAAGAAAGAUGCGAACUAUUUUUUCAGGAAUUACAAUUCUUAGAGAAUUCUUAUAAGAAUAGACAAGAAAUAUAUACAUUUACAUUAACAUAUAACUAUAGUUUUGGAGACUAUUUAGAUAUAAAGAGUGUUCUGUCAAAAACGAUGUUGGAAUCAAUAGAAUAAAAACAAUAAUUAUAUUAAAAAUAUUUCGGAAAAAAAAAUUUAAUGGGUCAGUUAUUUUACUAUUUUAUAAAUUGUUUUCAAAAUGCUUAUAUUACAUGUAUUUAAAAUUAUAUCGUAUAUAAUAAAUUACGCAGAAAAACCAUUGCAAUUUGUAUGCCAAUUGCAAAGAAAUAUCUGCAUCUUCAAUAUUUUUUAAAUACAAAAUAAGAUGUAAGAUUAGUUAUAAUUCAUAUUAUCAAUUUAAUAGACUGAAAUUUUCAUUUAUUUUUCAAACUUUUAUUCAUUCCAAUCAUUAUCCAUUUAAAAAAUAUUUUUUAUUAUCAUUUUCAUUUUAAAAAAUCAAUGAAAACUUUUUAAUUUAUUAAUUUAGCAAAUCUAUGUAAACGAUAGAACAUAUCAGAUAAAAUUAUUGUUACAAAUCAUUUCAAAUAAUGCAUUUCUACUACUAAUUUUAAAAAUUCAUAUAAAAAAUAAUUUGUCAAUAAGAUAUAUAGGAUAUUAAUAUAUUCGUGAAAAAAUCUUUAAAGGAUUGAUUUUAAAUCUUUAAACAAAAAUUGAUAUACAAAAAUGUAGAAUGAAUCUUACUUAUUAAAUAAAAAUUUUAAGUUUCUAUUAGAUAAAAUAAAGAUAAAAAUAGAAUGAAAUAAUGAUGCAAAAAAAAACAGAAUAAUCUCAUUAUCUCUGUUCCUCUUCAUCCAAUAUAAAUUUUAAUUAUUUUUAAUUUAAUAAAUCUUAAUUGAUAUUUUUGUAUAUCAACUUUUAUAUUUAUUUUGAUCUUUAGAAUCCAUUCUUCAAAAAUAUUCCACGAAUAUUAUUAUAUUAAUAUGUUUUAUAAAUGUAUCGAGAAAAUAGAUGGUCAAAAUAUAGAUCCUUUGAAUCGCAUAGAAUUAUUUUAAUAAAAAUUAUAUUAAUCAAUGGAUUGGAAGAAGACCAAUUGCCUGAUUUUUAAAUUCUCUUGGAAAUAUACAUUAUUAAUAAAUUUUAUAUUGUGUAUUGUUAUAUAAAUAUUAUAGAUAUAAGUAUUCCAAUAACAUUAUUAAAAACGCUUAAAAAUCGAAUUUAUUAUUGAAUGUGAAAACAUUUAAAAUAUAAAAAUUUUUGAAUAUCUUCUUUUUUAAAAUAUCAAUAUGAGGAAUUUAUUUUCAACAUCAAUUUUUAUAAAUUUUAAAUAUUUAUAUUAUAAAAAAUUUAUAUUAUAUUUUAUAAAAAAAUCUUUACGAACAUAUUACGAAGAAUAAUUUUUAGAUUCAUGUUUUUAUAUGAUAUUUUCCUUAUUCUAUUCUCAUUUUUUUAUUUACAGUUGAAUACGUAUCAAAGUUUCUUUUAUAAAAGCCAUCUAUUUUCUCGACACUUUGUACUUAUAUACUUAUAUAUAUGACAAUUUCACGAAACAAAGAUAACAUGUAUGGAACAAAUAUCAAUUAUUGGAAUAAAUAAAAAUUCAAAUCUGCAUUUUUAUGAAUUAUAAUAUCACAGAAAAAUUUUCAUAAUAUAAUGAAAAAAUUAUCUAUAAUAUAUUCAGAUAAUAGUACAUAUAUUAUCAUCAAUCUAAAAUAAUAAUUAUCACAUUAUCUGAAAAUGAUUAUUUUAAAAAAUAAAUCAUUUAUUCAAGACAUUUCUUUAAAUCAUACAAAUUAAUUUCGAUAUUCGAUAUUCGAUCAAAAUAUAAAUAAUUCAUGAUAAAUUAGAAUUAUUUUUCCAUAUACAUAUUAAUUUUUAUAUACAUAUAAUAAGC